Messenger RNA from Aethalodelphis obliquidens (Pacific white-sided dolphin), 8833 nucleotides. RefSeq names its product kinase non-catalytic C-lobe domain containing 1 (gene KNDC1). Gene Ontology annotation, biological process: regulation of dendrite morphogenesis; small GTPase-mediated signal transduction. The coding region runs from base 120 to 5519 and encodes 1799 amino acids. NCBI's taxonomy places the organism in Eukaryota, Metazoa, Chordata, Mammalia, Artiodactyla, Delphinidae. The transcript has 30 exons. Gene Ontology annotation, cellular component: neuronal cell body; guanyl-nucleotide exchange factor complex; dendrite. The record is from RefSeq and is a predicted model, not a curated record. Gene Ontology annotation, molecular function: guanyl-nucleotide exchange factor activity.
CGAGGCCAGGCGAGGGGCGCCGGCCUCGCGUAGAUCUCGGGCGGCGGGUGCGCCUCCGGCCGGAGCGCGGCGGCUCGGGCAGUGACUGCGAGUGUGGCGCCGCCGGCGGCGCACGGAGGAUGCAGGCCAUGGACCCUGCUGCGGCGGAUUUUUACGAGGAGGACGGCAAAGACUUAGACUUCUACGACUUCGAGCCGCUCCCCACUCUGCCGGAGGACGAGGAGAACGUGUCCCUGGCCGACAUCCUCUCCCUGCGGGACAGCGGUCUCAGCGAGCGGGAGGCCUGGGCCGUGUGCCUGGAGUGCAGCCUGUCCAUGAGGAGCGUCGCGCACUCGGCCAUCUUCCAGACCCUGUGCAUCACGCCCGACACCCUGGCCUUCAACACCAGCGGGAAUGUGUGCUUCAUGGAGCAGCUCAGCGACGACCCCGAGGGAGCCUUUGUCCCCCCGGAGUUCGAUGUGACUGGGAACACCUUUGAGGCCCACAUCUACUCUCUGGGGGCCACGCUGAAGGCAGCCCUCGACUAUGUGACGGAGCCCGAGCCCCAGCCCAGGCUGAGCCGGGAGCUGGAAGCGCUGCUGGGCCAGAUGCAGGCCGAGGACCCCCGGGACCGGCCCGACCUGCAGAGCAUCAUCGCACUGUGCGAGGAGAAGAUGCAGCUCACGUCCUCCUGCCACCUGUGCCAGAGCCUCUCGGCUGCCGGGAGGAGGGUGCUCUCCAUCGAGUCCUUCGGGGCGUUUCAAGAUGUCAGUGAGAUCACCUGGAGGGAGAGACUGGCUCCAAAAAGUGUGGGGCCCAAGAGGCAGCCAGGGGACCGCUCCGCGGACCCAGCGGCCCUGCCUGCCCUGGAGGGCCAGCCCCUGAGCCCCGCCGGAGAAAGCCUGGAGCACCCGGGGACCCCGCCCUCCAAGGCUCUGCUGUCAGCCCCUGUGAAAAACGGAGAAAGCCCGGGCCAGGAGGGGCUGGUCCCCGAGGGGCUGGCCUGCCUCCUCCUGGACGCCCAGCGGCCCCUGGGGGACCCGGACAGAGGCUUCCUGGAGAGGAGCCGCCUGAGGAAGGUGCAGACGCUGCCCCGGCUCCCGCCCUGCAGCCCCGAGGCCGGCGCCCUCCGCCUGUCGCUGACCAGCACGAAAACCCAGCCGCCGGCACCAGAAUUCUUCCCUCCAGACCCCAGGAAGCCCUUUCCGGAGGGGAAAAAUGGCCUUACCAGCUCCCAGGCACAGCCCGAAUCCAGUCUGUGGCCGGAGCGAGACGCCGAGCUCCGGCGCGUUGGGGACAGGGGAGCGCAUGGCCGGGGCCCCGCGGAGGAAAGCCCCCUGCCCGGUUCCAAGGGCCCUCGCGAUGCGGGCAGAGACCCAGGGACUCCCGAGCCUGAUGACGGGACUGCGGACAGAGCCGGGGAGCCGGGCGGAGCAGCCCUGGAGCAGGGCGUCUCCCUGCAGGACCUCCUGUCUAAGCUGGGCCGGCCCUUCAAGGAGUACGAGCUCUGGGCUCUGUCCCACGCAUGCCUCAGCACCCUGCGGACGCACGGCCAGCACCCAGCCUACCUGUGUCUGGACUCCGUGCUGGUGGCCGAGGAUGGAACCGUGCUUUUCGGGCCACCUCCCGCCAGCGGUGCUUACAACUCGUUCUUUCUGGCUCCCGAGGUCGCAGAGCAAAAGCUGACGACUGAGAAGGCAUCUGUGUACUGCGUGGCCGCGAUCCUGUGGACAGCAGCCAAGUUCAGCAUUCCCCGAGACCACAAACUGGCCCUGCCACGCAGGCUCAAGACGCUCCUCCUGCACAUGGCCAGACGCAGCGCCCAGGAGCGGCCGUCCGCGGCCGAGGCCAUCGAGACCUGCAGCGGUUACCUCCUGCACAGAGGCAUGGACAGCAGAAAGAUCCUAGCCCACCUGAGGGCAUCGACCUGCACGGUUCGCCAGGAGGAAGAGACCAUCGGUCUGCAAAACGCCUUCUUGGUGGCUGAACUGAGCCCCAGCACAGCAGCUGCGCCCAGGCCCGGCUCAGGCUUCCUGCAGAUCAGCAGUGACAGCAGGCUGGUGGCCGUGCAGGGGCCGGUGCCCGGCCAACCCUCCUGCCUCCAAGGGGCCACGUUGCUGCCAGAGGCAUUCGCCUCCCCGGCCACUCACUUCAGGCCCAUCGUCCUCGCUGCCAAUGCUGGUGUCGCCAGGGACACGCUCGCCCUGACCUCGGGGCCGGCUGAGGGGCCUGAGGAGAGGAGAGGCCGGCUGGACGGGGAGGGUGAUGGGAAGCAGGCUCCUGAGACCCAUGGAGCGGCCACUGGCCUGAAGACGCCUGACCGGCCAGCACCCGGUUCCCCAGAGCCCCUCAGGGAGUCGACGCCAAGAGACUCAGCCCAGGGCUGCCCCAGCCCCCCAGCCCCCGCCCCGGCCAGCCCGCUGGAAGGGGCUGCACUGGUGAUGCCCAAAUCCCCGGCCCUGCCCACGACAACACAGAUGCCACCCCUGGAGCGAGGGCCGAAGGAACCCAUCCCAACUGCAGCUGCUUGUGGAGGCCUCGAGCCCCGCCUCCCCGGGCCCACCGCAGCCCCCCACAGUCCUUGCCACCCAGCCAAGCCGCCCAGGGGCAGGGCCACCCAGGUCCCAGGCCAGGAGCCCGAGGGCCCCCCGUCAGCCCCGCGGAGCCCCUCGCCGGCCACAGGGAGUCCCGACGGCCCCGGGGGAGCCCCCGUCAGGGAGUGGGAUGACCGGGCCCCAGAAGGUCACCCGGAGUGGCCCUGCCCAGCAGACCACAAGCUCUGUCCGUCCAGCGCAGAUGCCUUGCCCCUCUCACAGGGGACAGCCUGCCCGUCGCUGCAGGAGGCCACACGCCUCAUCCAGGAAGAGUUUGCCUUUGACGGCUACCUGGACCACGGGCUGGAGGCUCUGAUCAUGGGGGAGUAUAUUUACGCCUUGAAAGACCUCACCUAUGCCACUUUCUGUGGGGCCAUAUCGGAGAAGUUCUGUGACCUCUACUGGGGGGAGAGGUUGCUGCAGAACCUUUUCAGAGUGGUGAACGGGAGGACGCCACCCUCCGAGAAGGCCCGUGUCUGUGACGUCUGUGGCCUGUGGCCAGGCCGUCCUGGAGGUCUGGGGGGGCCUCGGUCACCGACACCCCCGCUUCGCUCCCAGGGGAAGCCUCUAGUAAGCCUGUGGGAGGGUCCCGGGGGUGCCUGCAGUGUCCUCCGUUCUGAUGGCAGCACUUCCGAGGAGGCUGGGCCACAGCCCAAGGGCAGCGGUGGGACCAGCGCUCCGAGCACAUGCUCACCGUCCAGCAAAAGGCCUUCACAUCUCGGAGCGGCGAAGGAGAAGCCGAGCGUGGACUCAGACGAGCUCUCACGGAGCAACUUUGAGGUGGGGUUUCGGCCUCAGAAGUCGGUAGCAGCUGAGAGGGAGCAGCCCCAGGCAGAAGAGGCCCGGCAGCAGGGCGGGGGCCUGGCUGGGGGCUCUGAGGCAGUGGCACGGCUAGCCCGGCCCCCGGAGGGCGGCCCAUCCGUGAGCCCAGGCCCAGGCGGCUUGCAGAGCUGCAGCCCCGGCUGGUGCAGCGCCUUCUACGAGGCCGACUGCUUCAGCGCCGACGUGCACUGCUACGUGAAGGAGCUGGCGAGGCAGAAGGCCGCCGGGUGCCCCACUGCCAAUGCCCAGACCCCGGAGCUGGAGCAGCAGCUCAUGAUAGAGAAGAGAAACUUCCGGAAAACCCUCAAGUUCUACCAGAAGCUCUUACAGAAGGAGAAGCGGAACAAAGGCUCCGAGGUGAAGACCAUGUUGUCCAAACUGAAGGGGCAGCUGGAAGAGAUGAGGUCCAAGGUGCAGUUCCUCGGGCUGGUCAAGAAGUACCUACAGGUCAUGUACGCGGAGCGGUGGGGCCUGGAGCCCUGCGCCCUGCCCGUGAUCGUGAACAUUGCGGCCGCCCCCUGCGACACACUGGACUUCAGCCCCCUGGACGAGUCUUCUUCCCUCAUCUUCUACAACGCCAGCAAGCGCCCGCGUGGCGGCCGGCAGAGGAAGGCCCGCGUCCUGCAGGCUGGCACGCCGCUGGGGCUCAUGGCCUACCUCUAUUCCAGCGACGCCUUCCUGGAGGGCUACGUGCAGCAGUUCCUGUACACCUUCCGGUACUUCUGCAGCCCCCACGACUUCCUGCACUUCCUGCUGGACCGCAUCAGCAGCACCUUGUCCAGGGCCCACCAGGAUCCCACCUCCACCUCCUCCAAGAUCUACAGGCGCAGCUUCUGCCUCCUGCAGGCCUGGCUGGAGGACUGCUACGCCGUGGACUUCAGGAGGGACGCCGGGCUCCUGGGGAGGCUCCAGGACUACCUCGCCUCCCAGAUCCUGCCCUUGGACGGCUCCGCAGAGCCCCUGUUGAGCCUCCUGGAGGUGGGCACCGAGCGGCGGGCUGAGGGUGCCCCACGCAGCACAGACCUGCAGGACCCCAAGGAGGCGGAGGACACCGCCAGGCCCCUCAACGCCCUGUGGAAGAGGCUCUCAGAGGACGGCAUCUCCCGGAAGAGCUUCCCCUGGCGGCUGUCCCGGGGCAACGGGCUGGCGCUGCCCCACCACAAGGAGCGCCAGUACAGCAUCGCAUCCGCCCUGCCCAAGCCCUGCUUCUUCGAGGACUUCUAUGGCCCCUAUGCCAGGGCCAGCGAGAAGGGGCCCUACUUCCUGACCGAGUACAGCACCCACCAGCUCUUCAGCCAGCUGACGCUGUUGCAGCAGGAGUUGUUUCACAAGUGCCACCCCGUCCACUUCUUAAACUCUCGGGCCCUGGGCGUCACGGACAAAAGUGUGGCCGUCCCCAAAGUCAGCUCCUCUGGGUCUCUGUCGGCCGAAACCUGCAGCUUAUUUCUGCCCAGCUACGUCCAGGACACGUACCUGUUACAGCUUCUGAGAAGCGCAGACGACGUCAGCACCUGGGUGGCCGCCGAGAUCGUGACCAGCCACACCUCCAAGCUGCAGGUGAACCUGCUCUCCAAAUUUCUGCUGAUCGCGAAGUCUUGCUACGAGCAGAGGAACUUCGCAACAGCCAUGCAGAUCCUGGGCGGCCUGGAGCACCCGGCCGUGCGACAGUCCCCUGCCUGGAGAAUUCUACCCGCAAAGAUAGCAGAGGUCAUGGAGGAACUGAAAGCCGUGGAGGUCUUCCUGAAGAGCGACAGCCUGUGUCUGAUGGAAGGACGGCGCUUCAGGGCCCAGCCCACCCUGCCCUCAGCCCACCUCCUGGCCAUGCACAUCCAGCAGCUGGAGACAGGGGGCUUCACCAUGACCAACGGGGCCCACAGGUGGAGCAAGCUCAGAAACAUCGCCAAGGUGGCGAGCCAGGUCCACGCGUUCCAGGAGAACCCCUACACGUUCGCCCCCGACCCCAAGCUGCAGUCCCACCUCAAGCAGAGGAUCGCCCGAUUCAGCGGGGCGGACAUCUCCAUCCUGGCCGAGGACAGCAGGGCUGGCGCCCACCAGGUGGCCAGCGAGAAGCACUCCAAGAAGAUUCAGGACAAGCUGCGGAGAAUGAAAGCCACGUUCCAGUAGCGCAGGACAGCGGGCUGGGUGUGCAGCCCACACCGAGGACAGGCCUGGGGUGGAAGGGGCCGUGCCUGCUGUGUCAGACAGGGACCCCCAUGGCCCAGGAGGGGCACCGGGGCGGGAGCACGGGCUCAGACCCAGACCCAAGAGAUGGUGCCAGGAGAGGCUGAGGGGGGUUUCUAAGGGAAUUUUAAAAUAUUUAAACCAAAAUAGGAUAGGUAAGCUCCCCAGGAACCGAGUACCCAUUUAUAUUUCUCAAAGAUAAACAGCUUUCACCCAGUUCUCUGGCCGUUCAGCCCCAGAAACCCCACACCCCAGCACCCAGCUCAGGCUUUAAACCCAGGCGCCCACUGAGCGGUGUUCCCACGGGUCUGGUGUGCGUCUGCUCACCAACGAAGGGCCAAGACUGUCCUCUGACCCCCUGACGGCCACAGAUUCCAGGGGCUCUGGAACCUUCUCGGGGCCCUGAGGCUCCCCACCCUGGGCUUCCUCCCUGCCGGGCCUCCCCCUCCUCCAGCCCCAACCCCUGGCUGCCCACCCAGGCCCAGGUGCGGGUGCCAGAGCCUCGCAGCCCUUCCCGCCAAGAGGCCCGGCCUUGCCUCCGUCCCAGCCCGGCCUCCUGCUGCCGGAGAGCGCCUCAUGCUCCACACUGGCCGCUCCCAAGUGCCCCGUGGCCCCUGUGCCCACCGCCCCACCACCGAGAGCACUUCCUGCUGGGGCAGGUACACCUGGGCCGAGGCUCUGCUUCCAAAGCAUGCAGGACUCAGACAGCCGCUCCAAAGCAGAGACACAGCCUCAGGGGCCCUGAGAGCUUCCCUCUGCCCUACCUGGGGGCCUGGGGGCUGUAGGGCCGUGGCCGGGUCCCCCCCUUCUUCAGCAGCCAUGCAUGUGAUGCACACACCCACGCCUAGCUCCCAAGGCUGGCCGUCACCAGCGCUUUCUGACGAGGAAACGAAGUCUGCUGCCUCGGUGGUACCAAGCUCUUCCCCAGGGCCGUUUCCAAACUGCGCUCGGCCAGGGGCAUGGGACCAGGACAGCACGUCACACCUCCACAGCAGGGAGGCCAGAGCCCUGGCACCACCCCAGGCACCAGCGUUUUUACGUCGCCAAUCGCUGCAAGACCCAAGACUGUUCUUUUCAGUUUUAGAAUUAGUGACUCUUCAGCGCAGCCAGCUCAUGCUAUUUCUAGGAAAACCACUACCUGUGAUCAAACACUGUUGUCAAGACGUGUUUUCCCACAUAUAUUCAUUUGCAACAUCUACGUCCCGCUUUCGUGAGAGGCACUCCGGGCCCUGCAAACGUGGCUUUUAUAUGAGAAUUUGGUUCUGCAGAUCAGCUCCUACCUUUUCAGGAUUUGAAUUCAACGAAGCGCCACAAAGCCUGAAAUGAAGUGAGCGUCCAGUGCAAAUGAACAUUCCAACUGUAACGGUUCAUCUGGGGGCGCGGCCAGGCUUCGGCUCCAGCACGACUGUCUGCAUGUCGCCCUCACGCGCGGUUUACGUUUCUAAAUAAAGUCGUUUCUACCAAGACCGCCUUCGCGGGUUCCUGGUGUUUACCUGCUUCGUGGGUCAGCGUGGCUUCUUCGAGCCAGACGAAGACGUCUUCAGGGCUGCUCGUGAAGGCGGGAGGGGACGAGGGACCGAGGAGGCUCAGGCCACCGCGAUGUCCUCCGACGGUGCGCAGAGGGCCAAACCCCACCACCCGGGGCCCGUGAGCAGGCAGACACCCCACUGCCCGGGACGUACCUGCCGCUGGAGGAGGAGACAGCCAACCUCCCACAGUCGCUGACCUGCCGAGGCCUCCGGGCACCACGGCCCGCGCCUGUCUGCCACAAGCCCUGCCCAUCCUGGCGUCCGGCCACGCAGGCCUCGUCCGCAGCCCACAGGCCAAGCAGCAGGCUCAUCGUCACCGGGGGCAGGCUGGGGCGUUCCCAGGGCUUGGUCACCACCAAAGGGUCCCAGUGGAAGAGCUGAGGGCUGGUGGACACCAACAAAGACGGGGAGAUGGUGGGGUCGUGUUACUGUGGACAGGAGCUGCCGUGGUCACGUGGCUCUGGAGUCUGGGCCGGGGCGGGGUGUCCUCAGCCACCUUAGAACCACCAGACCCUGGUCCCUCUUCCUCCCGAGACACGACUAAAGCACCAGGAAGCCCGGCUCUCCCUUCGCUACAUCGGCUCUUAUCACAUCAACACGUUUUUCUGAGAACUGCCAGCCAGCACCCCAGCCAGCAACCCCCAACCCCAUGCAGCCCCUCCUACGCUGAAUGGAGCCCAGCCCUGUGCACCCAGGCUCUGGGGAAGCCCCCUCCACAAAAGGGGUCCCACUCCCCCGCGCCCAGCAGGCUGUGAUCAAGCCCGAGGCAGCCCCCGGGCCGGCACCAGCACCCGCCACCCGGAGAAGGCCAGUGGGACCCCAGCAGCCAGGCUAUCGCCUGGGACACGGGCUCGGAGUGGCCGGUGGUGCUGGGGUAAGUGGCCGAGGGGCUGGCUGGGCGCCGGCCACACCCCUCCCUGCGGCUUGUGUCCUUCCGCCUGCUGUCCGACACCCGCUGCAAGGACGGCGGGACUUCUCCUGGGACGGGACGGCUUGAGCUGCCACUUUCCUGCAGCCCCAUCUCCUCACUGCCUCUCCCGCUCCCCAGGGGGUGGACCUCAGUGACCGUGGGAAACGCUGUUCUGAAGGGAGACUGCGCUGAAGACAAAAGAACUGCAGUGAGGACCGCACCCCGGUUGGGAGCAGCUUCUCAGGCACCAGGCCAGCCUUCCGAGGCUCCUCUGCGCACUCGCUGUGGGGUGGGACGCGAGUAGACAGUUGGAGACGAGGGCACCAGGCCUCCUACCAUCCAAGACAGGAUCUCACGGAGCCCAAGGUGCGAGGCGGUCAGGGACCCGAGAGACAGGUUGCGCGCAAUCCACUUCCCAGCUGCCACCGCACGAUCUGUCGCAGCUUCGCUGACGUGUCAGGGGAUGGCUCUCUGCGGUGGGGCUCUCCUGAGCCUGCAGGAUGUUUCGUGGCAUCUCUGAUCUCUACCCUCUAGAUGCCAGCAGCACCGCCCCCUGCCCCCAGCUGUGACAACCAACAACUGUCCAGACAUCGCCAAAUGUCCCCUGGGGAGCAAAACUGCCCCCAGAGCCACGGGCCCAGAAGCAGUGAUGCCCCAAUAGCAGCAGCUGCAUCCUGUGCCCAAAUCUUGGUUUCCAGAUGCCAUUCAAGUCUCCGAGAAAAGGAAAUGGCUGACUCCAGGGCUUGAGUGGGGAAAGUGCCAGAUGAGCCAGGAGCUGGCAGUGCUAAAGCAGGGCUUGGGGUGGGAGGGCAGAUCAC